Molecule: messenger RNA, 327 nt
Organism: Macroventuria anomochaeta
Lineage: Eukaryota; Fungi; Ascomycota; Dothideomycetes; Pleosporales; Didymellaceae
Exons: 2
Coding region: 1-327 (108 amino acids)
Source: RefSeq, a predicted model, not a curated record
AUGGUAUCAGAAACCAAAACCUCAAUCGGCGACACGCUGUAUAUGUUUUUCGCCCUCUACCUCACUACCCUCUUCUCUCUCGACACAUGGGCUACCGCUCGUAAUUCUCCGUACCGCGCACCGGGUAACAACUCGUUCCAUCGCCCAGCGAACACACCACCAGCACAAGAUAGCUACCAAGGCGGCAUGCACGGCCGCGGCAAUGCUGGACCAGGAAGCGGAAGUGGUGGAAAUGGCGGCAAUGUUGCAAGGGUGCCACAAGCGAGGGACUCAAGACCGCCUAUGAAGUUGUGGGGGACGGCGGCUUGCGGUGCUUGCAUGACUUGA